AUGUGGCCGCUACUGGUUCCAGUUUUUCUGCUCUUCAACGAGACAAGUUGGCUAAAUCCAAUCCUGAUCAGCAUCUACAAGGAUAAGCCGCACGAAACAGUUCUUCUGCUCAGACACAGCCAACAGAGUAAUGCAUCUGGCUUGGAAAGAUUUCCCUGGCCGGUUUUUAAUUUCAAUGAACAGAUGGACUUCUAUGUGCGAGGCAGUUUCAACAACGAAGUGCUGGUCAUGAUCUGGCUAACAGGAAAUUCGGACUUGGACUCUGACUUGUGGCAGGCACUCGACCGAAGUCUCUUGAAUAUGCGAAAGGUACGGGUAUUACUAUUGAGAAAAUGGGAAAAAACCCCAACGGUUGACACUGCCAACACAGUCGAGCGUCUACGUUUCCUUCACGUCGCCGUAAUUGGACAGGGAAAUAGGAUAUAUCGUCUGCAGCCCUAUGCUCCAGAGAGAUGGUUGGAAAUAAAUCCAAAGCAUUCACCCAUCUUUAGCAAAGUUCGAAACUACUACGGCAGAUAUAUACUUACCCUGCCGGAUCAAUUUGCACCCCGUUCGAUUGUCUAUCGAAAUCCGAAAACAGGAGAGCUUGAAUUGACAGGUUACGUUUACAAGUUUCUUGUGGAAUUCACUCAAAGGUACAACUUUACUUUUCGCUGGCAAAGACCAAUCAAGGAAGGUGAGCGAUUGAAUCUGAUUCUCCUUCGAAAUAUGACACUCAAUGGAACCAUUAACAUGCCCAUCAGCCUAUGUGGCUUUGAAUUGCCCACUGAAUUUGGUGUGUUCUCGAAUAUAUUUGAUAUGGAGAACUGGUACAUCAUGGUUCCCCGAGCCCAGGAAAUACCCACAGCCGAUGUUUAUGUGGUGAUGUGUAGUGGAAAUUUCCUGAUCGUUCUGCUGAUAUUCUACUGUAUAUUUACAAUCCUGGAUACUUGCUUUGGACCUUUGCUGCUCAAGAAACGUGUGGAUUGGACGAACUUGGUUCUCAACGAACGCAUGAUAUCAGGAAUCAUGGGACAGUCCUUCAAUAUGUGUGCCAGGCAUACAAUCAGCUCCAGGGUGACAAAUGCCACUUUAUUUCUACUUGGAUUGGUUCUGAGUACCCUAUAUGCAGCACAUCUGAAGACCUUACUUACCAAACGACCCACUUCGAGCCAGAUUACCACUUUUGAGCAGCUCCGAGAUUCACCUGUUAACGUUUUCUUCGAAGAAGCUGAACGAUUUUACCUAAAGGAGUUCAUGUGGCAGCGGCCAAUUCGGGCCAUUAAGGAUCAGUUGCAUUUUGCGGGAACCGGGGAAUAUUUUGCCUUAAGAAGUGGCUUAAACAGAUCUAACGCUUUCUCAAUUCUGACAUCCGAAUGGCAAAUUGUGGCCAAGAGACAGGAGCUUUUCAAGCAACCGGUUUUCACUGUACGCCCUCAACUAAGGGUCAUCAGUACAAGUGUCCUUCUGUCGCUGGUCAUGCAAUCGAACUCCAUCUAUGAACACCACAUAAAUGAUCUUAUCCGUCGGUCCCAAAGUGCCGGAAUCGUGGAAUAUUGGAAGCAGCAAACUCUCCGAGAGAUGAUUACCAUGGGCAUGAUCUCCCAAAAGGAUCCUUUUCCGUACGUCACUUUCCGAGAGUUUAAGGUGAGCGAUCUGCUCUGGAUAUGGAUUCUAUUAGCCAUCUUCUUGACGUUGUCCUGCUUCAUAUUCCUUUGUGAGCUUUUGGUUAAUUGGUUCAUUAAGAAACCCCAAUUAAGGACCUUCAUUAAGUGGCUGACUCGUUUCAAAUUAUAA
Messenger RNA from Drosophila eugracilis, 1776 nucleotides. RefSeq lists its product as uncharacterized. Bases 1 to 1776 code for a protein of 591 amino acids. The transcript has a single exon. Lineage: Eukaryota; Metazoa; Arthropoda; Insecta; Diptera; Drosophilidae. The record is from RefSeq and is a predicted model, not a curated record.